Messenger RNA from Girardinichthys multiradiatus, 2010 nucleotides. RefSeq names its product solute carrier family 18 member B1 (gene slc18b1). The record is from RefSeq and is a predicted model, not a curated record. Gene Ontology annotation, molecular function: transmembrane transporter activity. Gene Ontology annotation, biological process: transmembrane transport. The transcript has 14 exons. NCBI's taxonomy places the organism in Eukaryota, Metazoa, Chordata, Actinopteri, Cyprinodontiformes, Goodeidae. Bases 180 to 1556 code for a protein of 458 amino acids.
ACUAAGUCAUUUCGGAAGUUUCUCAAACAGCCCACGAUGCUUUUCGCUGUCUCGGUGCUGUGUGGGAGCGUUUUGUUCACUCAGCUGGUAGCCCGGGGACAGGCGGUGAGCGUCUAUAUCUAGUGCUUCCAGGAUACCUUCUCGUCUGUAUUUUUUUGUACCACUACCUGGAACUUUCCAUGCCGGAAAACAGUUUGAAAAAUAAAAGAAUGGACGCGCACGCUGGUUCGCCUCAUACAGCAGAAAACUCCUUCCAUACUGAAACAACAGAACCACCCACCAGAAUGACAAGAAUACAGACUCUCACAUUAAUUUCAAUGGCAUCUGUUAAUUUCAGUUCAAUGAUAUGCUACUCUAUAUUAGGCCCCUUUUUCCCCAAUGAGGCAGUAAAGAAGGGAGCCAGCCAGACUGUGAUUGGUCUAAUAUUUGGGAGCUAUGCUCUCUGCAAUUUAAUUGGUUCUAUGGUGAUGGGGAAAUAUAUUGUCCAGAUUGGUGCAAAAUUUAUGCUAAUUGCAGGACUUUUUGUAUCGGCAGUGUGCACCAUUUUGUUUGGAUUACUUGAUCGGGUUCCUGCAGGGGCCCCCUUCAUUAGCCUGUGCUUUAUAGUGAGGUCUGUUGACGCUGUGGGUUUUGCUGCUGCCAUGACCUCCACUUUUGCCAUGACGGCAAAAAUCUUCCCAGACAAUGUGGCAACUGUGUUGGGAGGUUUGGAGAUUUUCACUGGACUCGGGCUUAUUCUGGGACCACCAGUGGGAGGGUGGUUCUACCACUCCUUUGGAUACGAAGUCCCUUUUAUGCUUCUUGGAUGUUUGCUUCUAGUCAUGGUUCCUUUCAACAUAUAUGUGUUGCCUUACAUUGAGGCAGAACCAUCAAAAGACUCGUUCUUUCGACUUCUCCUCCAUGGGAAAGUGAUCCUGAUUUGUUUUGUGACUGUGACACUUAGUUCAGGGCUGGGCUUCAUUGAUGCCACCUUGUCGCUGUUUGCGAUGAAAACGUUUAAUCUCUCAUCUGGCUACGUGGGACUAAUUAUGAUCGGUUUGUCCUUACCAUAUUGUCUGGCAUCCCCUCUGAUUGGUUAUUUCACCGAUAAAUAUCCUGUCACAAGGAUUGGAUUCACAGUGACGGGAGGAGUCAUCACUGCUCUUUGUUUCUUUCUGCUCGGUCCUGCGCCUUUCUUUCACAUCCCGAGUCAGCUGUGGCUGACGGUCCUCAUGCUCACCCUAAUUGGGUUUUCUCUGGGCAUGACUGCAAUCCCCACAUUCCCUGAGAUCAUCGCAUGUGCACAUGAACAGGGGUUUGAAGAGGGACUGAGCACUCUUGGAAUGGUGUCUGGUUUGUUUGGAGCGUUUUGGUCCACGGGGAUGUUUUGCGGUCCUAUAGUGGGCGGCCUUAUCACUCAGGGCCUGAACUUUGAAUGGGCGGCAACAGUCCAGGGGGCAACAGGGCUGUUAGCUGCCUUACUUCUCCUGGCUUACUCUCUUUGUCAGAAAAGAAAACAAAGGGUGCAAGAAAAUAAUCAACAAGCAGAUGAAAACACUCCUCUCCUAAACGAAUGAGGGUCUCUGCUACACAUGAAAGGGAACAUCAGCGGUUUUAUUUGACACAAGGGAAAGCUUUUGUUGCUGCAACAGAAUUGUAAUGUUUUCUGUAAGUGUUUUUAUCUGGUGCUGCAGCACAGGAUAACAGACAACACGGUACAUCUGUGUGUUUCCAAGGUGCUGAAUAAAAGUUUAGAUUCUGGUCAAAGAGCAGAGCUGUGGUCACACACAGAAUCAUAUUGUAACCAAAGUGUCCCCUUUUUGGUACCGAGACCCUUUGUAGUUAACGGUCUUGGCUUUCUGCAGCACAUGACUUGGAUUUCAUGCUCGUCAGGAUCUACCAACACAUUCCUGGGAAUAUUAAAGAAAAAAGAAGAUUUUAAGGGGAAUUGUAUUGAGAAGAUUAUACAGGUCAUACCUGUAGUGAAUGGAAAUUGAAGUAUAAUGAGGCAUAAAACAGAUCUCACACAGA